AGCUUCCUCCCGCCUCCCCCCUCUCCGCCCCGCCCCCACCCCCAUUGGCUCCUCUCUCCCCCUCUGCCUCUUUGUGCUCCCCUUGCCCCUCCACUCGGCCCGUGACUGCCCGCACCCGCCACACCAUGGAGCUCAACACCCGCCGCAUCAUCACUGAAACCACCCGCCUGGCCAAGGAGCCCAUCGAGGGGAUCACGGUCACCCCGCGCGGGGACAACUUCCGCCACUUCGAUGUCAUCAUCGAGGGUCCUCCCCAGACCCCCUACGAGGGCGGGCGCUUCCGCCUGGAGCUGUUCCUCCCGGAGAACUACCCCCUCUCCCCGAUGAAGAUCCUCUUCAGCACCCCCAUCUACCACCCGAACAUCAACCGCCUGGGCAAGAUCUGCCUCGAUAUCCUGGACUCCAAGUGGACUCCUGCCCUGCGCAUCAGCAGUGUCCUGCUGUCCAUCCAGCAGCUUCUUUCCAGCCCGAACCCCGACGACCCGCUGGACAACACUGUCGCCCAGCACUGGCGCGAGAACCUGGAGGAUGCCCACAAGACCGCCCGCGAGUGGACCAACAAGCACGCCCAGGAGUAGUGGCGCCUGUCUUCCCCCACCUCCCUUCACACGCAUGCACGCACGCACGUGUGCACAUCCACGCAGUCCUCCCUGCCCUCCUUUUGCACCAGAAGCGGGCACUCGGCCCUGGGGAGCCCCUCCUGGUGGAGCAGCUCCCCCUUUCCCCUCUUGGAAGCGUGGAAUGCGCCCGUUGGCGGCAGCGCCUGACCUUGAGUUUGCAAUGUACAUCCCCCCUCUCUUUUCCA
This is a messenger RNA of Fonticula alba, 805 nucleotides long. RefSeq names its product ubiquitin-conjugating enzyme E2 N. The transcript is spliced from 5 exons. Lineage: Eukaryota; Rotosphaerida; Fonticulaceae. Bases 126 to 578 code for a protein of 150 amino acids. The record is from RefSeq and is a predicted model, not a curated record.